Oppia nitens is the source of this 1195-nucleotide messenger RNA. RefSeq names its product lysosomal alpha-mannosidase-like. The transcript has a single exon. Gene Ontology annotation, cellular component: lysosome. Gene Ontology annotation, molecular function: alpha-mannosidase activity; carbohydrate binding. Gene Ontology annotation, biological process: mannose metabolic process. Bases 95 to 1168 code for a protein of 357 amino acids. NCBI's taxonomy places the organism in Eukaryota, Metazoa, Arthropoda, Arachnida, Sarcoptiformes, Oppiidae. The record is from RefSeq and is a predicted model, not a curated record.
AUUGGGUACCAAAUCAUCGCUAUUGACUGUAUUGACAAUACAUACUAUAUGUACGACAAACGGUGCCGAUCAUCGGGCAUCGGGUGCGUACAUCAUGCGUACCGAUGGCCAGACACCUGAACUAUAUAAGACACCCGUGACCUCCGAACUGGUCAAUACAUCCAACUUUGUCGAAGUUCGCCAACGAGUUACCGAUUAUGUCUGGCAAGUGAUCCGCAUUUGGCGCGAUUCGGAUGCCCUGGAGUUUGACUACGUUGUCGGUCCGAUACCUGUCGACGAUAAAGUAGGCAAAGAAAUCAUAUCCCGUUGGGAAACCAAUUUGACUACCAGUUCGCUGGUCUAUACGGAUGCCAACGGCCGACAAAUGUUGGAACGUCGGCGCGAUUUCAGGCCAACUUGGAAUAUGUCGGUAACGGAGGAAGUGGCCGAAAAUUACUAUCCGGUUAACUCGCGAAUAGCCAUCCGCGAUGUCAAACAAGACUUGCAGAUGACUGUCCUCAACGAUCGAUCGCAAGGCGGCGCCAGUCUUAAGGACGGUUCGCUCGAACUGAUGGUUCAUCGGCGCGAUCUAUACGACGAUGCGUUCGGUGUCGGCGAAGCACUGAACGAACCGGGAGUCGACGGCAAAGGACUGGUAAUUAGAGGCAAAUUUUGGCUACUGUUGACCAGUUUGGCCGAUGCGGCCGACGCACACCGUGAUCUAGCACAACGUAUACUAUCCGAACCGUCCUUGACGUUCGGUAAACUCGGAUCAACGACUCCCGAAGAUUAUCUGAAAAAACACAAGUGUCAGUAUACGGGUCUGGCGAAAGAGUUACCGAAAAAUGUCCAUUUGUUGACUGUUGAACAAUGGAAAGAUAGUCAACUGUUGGUACGUCUGGAACACUACUAUCAGACUAAUGAAUCCCGACAACUGUCCAAACCGGUAACGGUUUCGCUCAGGGAUAUGUUUGCACAGUUUACGGUUACCGAAGCUCGGGAGACAACACUGACCGGUACGUUGGAUGUUAAAGCAUUGGAUCAGCGAUUGAAAUGGAGGACCAGUGACGGCGAUAGAGAUGGCGGUCGAUAUGAGCCGAAUCGGGUAGCGUUUGAUCCGACAGAUUUGACCGUAACGUUGAAUCCGAUGGAAAUUCGGACAUUUAUUGUCAAAACAAAGUCCCGAUAAUUAUUCAAUAAUUAAUUAGUAAUAAUA